AAAGAUCAGGAUGUUGAUUAGGAUUUGUAGUACAGUACAGUGAGCAGUCCUGUCAGGAGGAGGGCGCGGGUUCGGGGAAGGAGACCCCCUGUUUACCUUACGGACAAGGGGACUCGGAGGUUAAAGGUCGCAGGGUGAGCGACCCCUCCUCCCCCCACCUCGGAGGUCAGGACUUGCCGGUGGCGGCACUGGGAGCGGAGCCGGCCGGCCGGCCCGGAAGGGAUGGAAUGAGAGGGGACCCAGGCAAGCUGUGCGCUCUGACUGCGGGUUCUCCGCUCCUCCGGCCCCUGGAAUGGUGCUGACAGCAGCCCGCAGUGCUACCCCGGCCAGCAGCAUGGAGACCGCGCCUGUCACGGCAGCAUCGGCACUAAGCACUAAGCCAAGUCUUGUCAAACCUGUGGAUGUAAAAGACAAUACUGAGAAGUAUUGCCCGGUCACGGUGAAUCCUCGGCACACUAGGAAAGCAUUCAAAGUUAUGAAUGAAUUACGAAGUCAGAAUCUGCUGUGUGAUGUGACGAUCGUGGCUGAAGAUGUGGAGAUUUUGGCUCAUAAGGUUGUGCUGGCAGCCUGCAGUCCUUACUUCCAUGCUAUGUUUACAGGGGAGAUGAGUGAGAGCAGAGCAAAGAGAGUCCGGAUAAAGGAAGUGGAUGGAUGGACUCUAAAACUGCUUGUUGAUUACGUUUACACUGCAGAAAUUAAAGUCACAGAGGAAAAUGUACAGGUCCUUCUGCCAGCAGCGGGCCUUCUGCAGCUCCAAGAUGUGAAGAAGACUUGCUGUGAAUUCCUGGAAUCCCAGCUUCACCCAUCCAACUGUUUAGGUAUCCGGGCAUUUGCUGAUAUGCACGCUUGCACAGAGCUACUAAAUCAAGCAAAUACAUUUGCAGAACAACAUUUUUCCGAUAUUGUGCCUGGUGAAGAAUUCCUUAACCUUGGAAUUGAGCAGGUUUGCAGCUUGAUUGCCAGUGAUAAACUCACUGUUAUGUCAGAAGAAAAGGUGUUUGAAGCGGUGAUUGCUUGGGUAAACCACGAUAAAGAUGUGCGUCAGGAGCACAUGUCCCACUUGAUGGAACAUGUCCGUCUUCCUUUACUGUCUCGGGACUAUCUGGUGCAGAGAGUUGAAGAGGAGACUCUAGUGAAGAACAGCAGUGCCUGCAAGGAUUACCUCAUUGAAGCCAUGAAAUACCACUUACUUCCAGGAGACCAGAGGACUCUGAUAAAAGGUGCACGCACACGGCAGAGAACACCCGUAAGCCUUCCAAAAUUAAUGGUGGUAGUUGGAGGUCAAGCCCCUAAGGCUAUACGAAGUGUGGAAUGUUACGAUUUCAAAGAGGAACAGUGGCACCAAGUGGCCGAAUUACCAUCCAGAAGGUGCAGAUCAGGCGUGGUAUACAUGAGUGGCCAAGUUUUUGCAGUUGGUGGAUUUAAUGGAUCACUUAGAGUGCGUACAGUAGAUUCGUAUGACCCAGUAAAAGAUCAGUGGACGAGUGUGGCCAACAUGCAAGACAGAAGAAGCACUUUAGGAGCAGCGGUUCUAAAUGGACUCCUGUAUGCAGUUGGGGGAUUUGAUGGUAGCACAGGUUUGGCAACUGUGGAAGCAUAUAAUAUUAAAGCAAACGAGUGGUUUCAUGUGGCACCAAUGAACACCAGGAGGAGCAGUGUUGGUGUAGGUGUUGUCGGAGGGAUGCUGUAUGCUGUUGGUGGUUAUGAUGGAGCAUCACGUCAGUGUCUUAGCACGGUUGAAUGUUACAACCCAAGUACAAAUGAAUGGAGUUACAUUGCAGAAAUGGGCACUCGAAGGAGCGGAGCAGGUGUUGGUGUCUUAAACGGUAUGCUGUAUGCAGUUGGUGGCCAUGAUGGACCUUUGGUGAGAAAGAGUGUUGAGGUUUAUGAUCCUUCAUCCAAUGUUUGGAAGCAAGUGGCAGAUAUGAACAUGUGCCGGAGAAAUGCAGGUGUUUGUGCUGUGGAUGGUAUGUUAUAUGUUGUUGGAGGUGAUGAUGGUUCAUGCAAUUUGGCAUCAGUGGAAUAUUAUAACUCAGCGACAGACAAGUGGAUACUUCUACCAUCUUGUAUGAGCACAGGAAGAAGUUAUGCAGGUGUUACGGUUAUUGACAAGCCUUUAUGAUUCUGGAGAAAAUUAUAUCUGAUUUAUGUCUUAAGAGAGCUCAAGCAUAGUAAGAAGUGCUGAUUCCUAGCCUUCCAUAUUGUGGCUGCAAGCUGAGACAGUGGGAGAUUAAAACUGCUGUUGCUCUCAAGCACAGCAGUCACUGAAGAUUACCAUAGGUAGAAGUAAUGUGCAGAGCCAUUCUGUAUUGAGCAGCAGCUGUCUGGACUUUAAUGCUACUCGUGAACUUUUUCUUUUUUUCCUCAAAUGUGACAAAACAAAUAAGCUGCUUUUCUAUAUUAUCCAGCUGUUACUCACUGGACUACAGAAUGUUUUUGUAAAGAAGGAGAAAACGUCAUGUGUAAAGUGGUUAAGUGAAGUUAUUCUGUUCCAGAGACUGUAAAGCAUUAAAUGAUAAUUUUAAAAUCUACAUUUGUAGAAUGAAAGGAAUCCUUUUUUAGGAACAAAAAAAUAAAUUAAUGCAUCUACUUGUGG
Molecule: messenger RNA, 2596 nt
Organism: Pelobates fuscus (common spadefoot toad)
Lineage: Eukaryota; Metazoa; Chordata; Amphibia; Anura; Pelobatidae
Gene: KLHL2
Product: kelch like family member 2
Exons: 15
Coding region: 293-2122 (609 amino acids)
Molecular function (GO): protein binding
Source: RefSeq, a predicted model, not a curated record